Messenger RNA from Amoebophrya sp. A120, 369 nucleotides. The record is from the annotation of a GenBank genome assembly. NCBI's taxonomy places the organism in Eukaryota, Dinophyceae, Syndiniales, Amoebophryaceae.
AAAAAACACAACUGGUGAAAAUAAUGAUGGACUUUCAACACCUGUGCGCAAGGGUUUUUUCCUUGCUGAUAGCGGUCUCUAAUGUCGCUUGUGCCAGUGGCGCGUGGAUGGCUAGAGUUGCCCCGCGGGCUCCUCCUCCAAAAAAUGCAACUAGUUUAGCAACUCGUCAGGGAAAAAGGAACACAAGCAUCGGCAAGCCCAAACUCGAUGAGAAAAGGAGAACCGGACAGGACGACGAGCAAGACGGAAACUUCGUUUCCACCCAUGAAAUAAGUAGCCGGAGAGCAGCAGCAGCGGCGCCGGCGCCGCGCCGCCGUAUGAUCCAGUUCGAAGAUGAUAGUGAUUCAGAUGACCCCGAUGCGCCGACCC